AUGACUAAAAUUUUAUCUCUCAUUUUAAUUUCUACGGCUAUUUGUAUUUCAUUAGCUCAUCGAAAUCCUAGAAGAGAUCCAUGGUUUUAUGGUCUUAUACGACCAUUCAGUAAUCCAACAAGUAUUUGUGCAAAUAAUGAAACACAAGCAACAUAUCUUGCUAGAACUAAUGCUCUUAUCAAUAAUUUUCAAUUAAAUUCAGCAUAUAAUUCUGUUGUACAAAUCGAAUUACCAAAAUUUAUUGUAUAUAUAAAAGAUCCAAGUAAUCAAGCAUUAUUAUAUACUAAUUGCACAGCUUUUAUUAAUGGUGUGAAAGCAGCAAAAUUAGCAGACCAAAGUGAUGCACGUACAAGAAAACAAAUUGCUCUAGAUAUAUGUCGACAAAUUCGACAAGUUUCACGUAAUGUAACUGGUAGUAAUGGACCCAAUGACUUGGAUAUUCCUGAAGUAGAUGAAUGUCGUUGA
Molecule: messenger RNA, 465 nt
Organism: Rotaria sordida
Lineage: Eukaryota; Metazoa; Rotifera; Eurotatoria; Philodinida; Philodinidae
Source: the annotation of a GenBank genome assembly